ACAGAGCUACUUCCAGGUUGUUGUCACGGACGCUUUCAGCCCCCGGAAACGGCCAAAAUACAUGGAAGAUCAUCAAGCAUUGAUUAACUAACAGCAAUAUUUGAUCGAUAAUAGUGGAACGUGAUUUCUGACACAGAAUCUGCUUUAAAGCCGCACAGUUGUUCACAAAAAACUGCUCAGUGACGUGUUGCGCUCAGUCACAGCGAUAGAUACGCUGUCAGUCAUAGCAAUGUAAAUUAUACCACAUGCUGGCAUAUUAGCUGUUAAAUUGUCUUGGUUUGCCGUUUUAUUAGAGCUGAAAAUAGCGGCUGUAGAUGAAUAUCUGCAAGAAGUGAGCGCAAACGAUGUAGUUGGCAUUUUCCCUUCCUUGUCAUGGAUUAACACUGGCUGGAUUAAGGAGCUUGUAGACGAGCGUCAUGGAAUGGCCGGGGGAUUUUCCAGACGACCAUGCCUUUGUGGACCUGCUGGUUCCAGGAGCUGGCAGUGAUCUGGACUUUGAGCAGCUGCUGAAAGACACAGAGGAGAAACUCAAUCUCAAUGCCAGCAGCAUUGAACAGCAGCUGAAGGAGCUCCAGGCAAAAAUGGGAGACUCCCGGACAGGCGACCGUCCACCAAGUCCUACAGAGUGCCUACAGUGGUUCAACGUCAGAAUGCAAAGCCGUUUCAAGCCUGCUUCCCCAGGACAUCAGGAGCUUAUGAACUUCUUCAGAGCUCUGCAAGAAUACCUGAGAUCUGAAGAAGAGAUGAAAGAAGAGGUGACACUGCAGCUAUUGGUGAAUCUGUCUGCCCAGUGCGGCGUCUGCUUCCCUUAUACCCUAUCUUCUUCCUGCACCUCAUCCUCCUCUCUUAAUCCUCUACUGACUGCCUCCUCCAUCCAUUUGGUGCAUACAGUCAAAGAUGACUCCUCAUUAGAGAUCCAGGUGGCGUGGGAUGACGUACGUCUCCAGCUGCGACGCUACCUGAUGGACCGGCUGUCUUCCCGCAGCCCAGAACAUCCUGGGCCCAGACAGAUUUUCACUCUGUCCAUGCUUGAUCGAGCCCACUGUCUGCAACAGCUCUUCUUUCUUUAUCCUGAGUGUGAGGUGCUCACACAUUACCAGGCUCUAAGAUGCCAAUUUGUGCAGUCUGUGCUGCAUUCAGCCCUGAGCUCCUGCCCAGGCGGUGAGACCGGCUUUGACAGACUGGCUAUAAGUUUCUCCUCUGUGGUCCCAGUUCUGACCCAAGCCCUCACAGAGGAACUGCAGGUCCUCCCAAGACUAGCAGAGCCCCACACGGUCCUUGGUUUUGUUAAUGCAGCCUACCUCAGCACCGUGGCCCAAGAGCUGGCCUCCCUGAUGGAGAAAGAAUGUGACACUGCCCAGAGGGACAACACCGCGCUGAGCAGCAAGAUCAAAAAAUAUUCAGCCAAGACCCGGGCAACCGUAGCACCGAUGGAGCUUCCCAUGAAAAGCAGGAGCUUCAGUUUGACCUCCCACCAGUUGAGGGCGUUAACCCAGCUGGCCUGCACUCUGCUGAGGUUUGAGAGCGACGUGAGGGAGCUGGUCACGAACAUGACCUUCAUUAACUGUACAGGAGACAGUCCCUGUGUUAAAGGCAUUCUGAAGAAGAAUAAAGAAGAUUCAGACACGACAAAAGAUGGAAAGAAACCAGGAACAGUCCACACACCAGAGGCGCAGGUUUUGGAAUUUAACUGGAGGUCAGCAUUUAAGGGACUAGCCCCCCACAUGGAGCAUUGUGUCAAAGUGGUGCUGGAUGACGUGUGUGCCAAGAAUCUGCAACAAGAAGAGGCCUUACGUUCGUCUGGACACACCUCUGUCACCCUAAGCCCCAUUAGUGGACAGAGCACCAACGCUGCCAGCAACACACACCUCAAAGAAGACUCUUUCUACACCUACUCAGAGAGAGACACUCCCAGAAUGGUUGCCAAGUUCUGUGGAGCAAUCAUGACUGAACUGGAUGCUUUACUACCAUUGGCAGCAGCCUGCAGGGACAGCUCUCUCCUGGGUGUGCGAUCAAGCUUUGUAGAGGCAUGUGGCAGAGCAGCGUUUGCCAUGUUGGCCCGUUUGCAGGAGAGGGCCCUGGAGGUCCCAUCUUCUGCACCCCUGAAGAACUUGCCUGCUCUGCUGUCCACUUGCAUUUAUGUGCACCAACGACUAGAGCACUACAAUGCCAGGCUGAAGGAUUCAAAUACCACAGCAGCUAAAGUACCCCUGACCCUGCUGCCUAUCCAGAAGUGCCAAGAGACAGUGGAGGCCUUGAGAGAUCAGCUAACUGGCUAUUGCACCCAGGUUUGUUCCACCUGCAUUCUUCAGGACGCAGAGAGUCACCACUGGGCUGAUCCCAAACCCUUCUAUGAGGGCGAGCGCUGCUCCUUCUCCCUGCAGAUGUGGUUCUACUUCCUGUGUGGGCUCCGUAGCGACCUGUGGGCGGUCCUUCCGGAAGACUUGGCCAAAGAGCUGCUUGGCCAAGUGCUGUCGGAGACUUUACAGCUGCUGGUGCGAAGAUAUGCCAGGGCCCGUGCUUCAUACAAGAGACACCUGCAAAUCAGAUGUGACAUUACAGCGGUGUUGCUGUAUGUGGACCAUCUCAUGUGGAGCGUGUGUGAUAGUCCUGAGGCGUUGGUGCGCUCCAACCCUACUUCGGCCAUUACCAUAAUAGGAGGUGGUUCCGACUGGCCCUAUGUAAUCCACGGCCUGUGUGACCAACUCCUGACAGUCCUCAUCAUUGUCACAGCACCUGUAUCUUUGCUGUAUAGGACAUUUAUGAUUGAUGCUACAAAGGACUCGACACCACGCCAGCCCAAAAGCCCUGCUGUACACUGGCUCAAUGCUAUCAACCCUGACCUCUUCACAGAGCAGACCAUACGAGAUGGCCUUGUGGGCCAGGCAGCCUUGGCCUGUCAGCUGAGGCUGCUGACCUCUGACCCAGGACACAAUCCCAAGCUGCUACUGCGAAUGCUGCUGUACAGAGACUGUCACCUGCCCAGAAUACUCCUGGAAAAUUCUUAUUUUUGCCAGGAGAGCAGCCUAGAAGUGUCGACAGAGAAUUGCAAGGCAGGAGAUGACUUCAUAGUUGCAUUGUUCAACCUUUUCUCCUGCCUCAAUAAUGUUCCCAAGGCCUUGACUCAAGCCGUUCAACCAUACCUGGAGAGGGUACAUAUAUGGGAACACCUCUACACACUAGCAGACACAACACAGGGAGUCCCUGUACUGAUCAGCUGUGUCCGAGCGAUAGUCACCAAGUCCACCAACAGCCUCCUGGUACAUCUGGUCUCCAUGGUGUUGGGUUGGCAGGCCACAGAGGAGCCCAGUGGAUCCUUGUUCAAGCGCAAUGUGCCAGAGAGUGUCCUGUCUAAAAUACCUAAGGACUGGCACUACACACCACUGAAUCCAAGGAGAAAGGAGCCGGGCAAUAAGACCAUCAUAUCCUUAGCAAUUCAAGCAUUGUCCUUCAUUUUCACCAACCUGCCCUUGGCCGUAGCAUCCUUGCCUCUCUCCAUCCGCUUCCUCUUCCAAGUAGCAGAGAAGUACCUCUCCCAGCAUGCCCGGCAGCUGCGCUCAGUGGGCCCGUUGCUCUGGGCCCUGCUGGGCUGUCUGAUCCAGGACCUGGAGGACCCAGACACACUAGAACAGACGAGUGGUGUGGCUCUGGAUCGUGGGGCAAAGGACAGUUUAUCCUUACUGGCAGAGUGCCUACAGGCUGCCAUGGGCAUUCAGCAAAAGGGUGUUCCCAAACCCACAGUGCACAAAGUAUUGCAGGCCUUGGAGGAAAAAAGGCCCAAGUGGAUAAAUUUGCAGCUGCAGAAAGCUCGCAAACUCUGCUCAGACAGCGUAUUUGAGCAAGGAAGGGAGAGAGGAGUUGCUGCGGCUGAACUGACUGAGCAGAAAAUAGGCCUGAUGCUGCUGGAGGUCUGCCACAAAGCAGGUGGCAGCAACUACCUGAGGCAGAUCUAUCACAUCAUCCAAGGCAAUGAGGAGCUACUGAUGUCUAAACUGAGUGUAAACACAGACUUGCCAAAUGAUCCUCCGCACUUGGUGAACUUUGACCUCGGCUCUCGCAGUCAUGUUGAUGCUGCCCAUUUCAACCCUCUGCACCAGUUUGACCACAUUGGCAAGAAGAAGCUGGAUCAGAGUGCCGUGGUCGACUGGGCAUGGGACUGGCCGAGGCUGCUGCCAGCCUAUCAGGGCAUGAGUCAGGUCACCUUCAAAAGUCUGCUGGCCAACAGGUGGGAGAUGCAGGAGGGUGCAGAGCUGGAAGACGGAGAGAAAGCACUGGUAGAAGAACUUCAGAAGACCUUUUUUGUGUGCUGCUGCAGCCCGGGACCACAGGACCCUCCUGAAGCUGAUGAGACACUUCCAGAGCAGACCCAGGGGGAAACACAACCAUCCGAUAAAAAUGUUGCCCAAUAACAGUUCACGCAGUUGGAAUUUUUAUCAUGCUGUAAAUGUUUGCUUGUAAUAUGCACUUGCAGCUCUCUAGGCAGUAGAGAGAGAGAGAGAGAGAGAGAGAGAGAGAGAGUGUGUGUGUGUGUUUGCACAUUUGUAGGUAUAAUUGGGUUUGUACAUGAGCUGUGUGCUGCGAAUUUGCAUAUGUGUGUGCAUAAAAACAUGAGAGAGAGGACAAGGCACAGAAAGGGAGUGAGAGAUGGUGUCUUCCUCUUUAUGCACACACCUCAGACAAACUCUCUGUGCUUUUCUAUGCUGCAUCGGAUGCAUUUCAUCUUUUUGGAGCACAUCUGCAGAAAUCAGUUCUGGGAAAUGGAGAGCCUGGAUUUGUUUGCCUGGGACACGAUGGGACUGUGUGAUCAUUGUAGGUAGUUGAAGUUUUUUUUGAGACCGUGAGUGUAAAGACGGUGUCAGCAUACUUUCUCCUGGUUCCUGAAAGCAAACAUCAAAUGUUAUGUUUGGGAAGCAAGAUGAUGUAUGUUUUGAUUACAAUGUGUCCCAAAAAUCUGCCCCACUAUGAAAUAUCAGUCAGUAUUUUGUGCAAACUGAGAAAACGUUUAUUUUAUGUGUAACACUAUUGCUCAGUAUAUUUUUCCCCCCAAAUGUCUCCAUGCUUUCUUAUUUAUGAGAUGGAAUGUUUUAGAAUUAAACAUGAAAAUAAAAGCAUAUUCUGACUUCUCCA
Messenger RNA from Acanthochromis polyacanthus (spiny chromis), 5127 nucleotides. RefSeq names its product KIAA0825 ortholog. Bases 417 to 4409 code for a protein of 1330 amino acids. The record is from RefSeq and is a predicted model, not a curated record. The transcript has 23 exons. Lineage: Eukaryota; Metazoa; Chordata; Actinopteri; Pomacentridae.